Messenger RNA from Mytilinidion resinicola, 1407 nucleotides. Its product is annotated as RNA polymerase II transcription factor B subunit 2. The transcript has 4 exons. NCBI's taxonomy places the organism in Eukaryota, Fungi, Ascomycota, Dothideomycetes, Mytilinidiales, Mytilinidiaceae. Gene Ontology annotation, biological process: nucleotide-excision repair. Gene Ontology annotation, molecular function: double-stranded DNA binding; ATPase activator activity. Gene Ontology annotation, cellular component: transcription factor TFIIH holo complex; transcription factor TFIIH core complex. The record is from RefSeq and is a predicted model, not a curated record. The coding region runs from base 1 to 1407 and encodes 468 amino acids.
AUGUCGGCGUCCACCUCACAAGCGCUCGACUACCUGGAGGGACUUACACAGAUCACUCACCAGAAGCUUUAUGAGCAGCCAUCCACGGCUCUGGCCGUGUUCCGAUGCAUGUUGCCUCAUUUAGCGAAGACUAUUGUCAUGGCCAUGCUUUACAUGCCGCGCGCAUUCACGAUCGGCGACCUAGACCAUUGGAUUCGCGCGGACUCCAAAUCGGACAAAGACAAGGCAAUCUCGGUUCUCCAAUCCCUCCACAUUAUAAGUCACAGCCAGGAGUCCUCGAAGUCCCUCUCAUAUCGACUCGAAAGCGGUUUCGCGAACUCGCUCAGACAGGCUCUUACCGGUGGAGGCAACCACAAGUCUUUCGGUGUUCCGAGCAGUGCUCCGGACAAGAGCGAUGUCGAUAUCGCGUUUCUUGACCAGUUUGCGCGGAAGCAGUGGGAGGCGAUUCUAUACUUCAUGGUCGGGUCUACGAGUGGACUGAGGGACAGCACAGGCCUAGGAGAGACUGUAGGUAACGGGACAAGAAAGCUUCUUGAGCUCGGAGACUUCGUGACGCGUGCGAACCACGGGACGAUUACGAAGACUGGCUUUACAUUCCUGCUACAAGAGGCCAAUGCCCAAGUCUGGAGCCUACUGAUCGUAUACCUAAAGCAAGCGCCAGAGCUCGGCAUGAACGAAGUCGACGUCCUCUCCUUCAUCUUCAUGCUGGGCAGCCUCUCCCUCGGCCAGGACUACAGCACCGCCAACCUCUCCCCCACCCAGCUGCAAAUGCUCGAAGACCUCAACGACUUCGGCAUCGUCUACCGCAGCUCCAAAGCCUCCUCCCGCUUCUACCCCACCCGCCUCGCCACGACCCUGACCUCGGACGCCGGCGCGCUGCAAACCGCCUCCGCCGACUUCACCAACGCCCUGCGGCCCUCGUCGCACGCCGGCGCCGGCUACAUCAUCGUCGAAACCAACUACCGCAUCUACGCCUACACCUCCUCACACCUCCAAAUCGCCGUCCUGUCCCUCUUCGCGCGCCUCUCCUCGCGCUUCCCCAACCUCGUGUCCGGCAAGCUUACCAAGGACAGCAUCCAGCGCGCCAUCAAGCUCGGCAUCGAGGCCCGCCAGAUCAUCGACUACCUGACCGCGCACGCGCACCCGCAGAUGCAGAAGAACAACCCUGUCCUGCCGCCCACCGUCAUGGACCAGAUCCGCCUGUGGGAGUACGAGGGCGAGCGCAUCGAGGCCACGCACGGCCACCUCAUGAAGGACUUUAGCAGCGAGAAGGAGUAUCUCGACGUGCUGCAUUAUGCCGAGUCGCUCGGCGUGUUGACGUGGAAGAGCGAUCAGAAGAGGGUGUUUUUUGUGGAUCGCAUUGAGCAGAUUUCGGCGUAUUUGAAGAGUAAGAAGGAGAAGAAGUAG